AUGUGCCUCUCUCCCCUCCAGAGGCCUAGUGAUAACAGCAGGGCUGAGCUUAGUGGAGGGGGCAGCAGGGUACAGCUCCUCGCCUGCCCCCCGUCCCAUGCCAGCCGAGAGGACUGCUCUCUCAACAGCCCUCUGUUCAGGAUCCCCCAGAGCACCGCAGCCCCCUCCCCACGACCCAGCCACAGAAGUCUGACCCUCCCUCUGACCAUCAACGGGGACACCAUGUCCCCCCACCAUCUGUGGCCCAGAGACACCCUGUCAGAGACCUCCUCCUCCUCAAGGGGGGGUAUGCGUUAUGGGGGUCUGACCCCGCGGCCCAGCCAGCACCCUAGUACCCUGAGCCUGACCCCCCUGGAUGGCAUCACUACGCUCCUGCUCCCCACCCCCAGCCUGCUGGCCCUGCUGCCCCCCCAGCCGUCCCCAGAGCUCCAUGGGCUGCAGGAGGCUGUGCUGGGCUUCCCUCUGCUGCAGAAGAGGGUGAGGGAGCUGAUCGCCCGGGCUAGGGCCACUGAACAGGAGAGACAGGACCGACGCAACCUCACACUACGCCCCCUGGAGGCCCUGCGCUGCAGGUACCUGCGUCUGUCUGAGAGCAACAUCAGCACUCUGCUCCAGCAGUGUAAGGACAGUGGCAUCGAUAUGGACAUCCAUCCUCAUAUGAAAGACUCUGACAUUGAUAUCAGCAAGCUAUUCAAGGGCUCCCCCCCCCUCCAUCCCUCAUAACUGUGAUCUGUCCUUCAUUCUUCAAAAACAAAAUACUAGAAAUGUGUUUUCUUUUGUGUGCUGUGUCUAAAAUAAAAGCUAUCGAAAUUGA
Messenger RNA from Coregonus clupeaformis (lake whitefish), 814 nucleotides. RefSeq lists its product as uncharacterized. The record is from RefSeq and is a predicted model, not a curated record. Lineage: Eukaryota; Metazoa; Chordata; Actinopteri; Salmoniformes; Salmonidae. The coding region runs from base 1 to 723 and encodes 240 amino acids. The transcript is spliced from 3 exons.